This is a messenger RNA of Ooceraea biroi (clonal raider ant), 1073 nucleotides long. Its product is annotated as arginine/serine-rich coiled-coil protein 2. The record is from RefSeq and is a predicted model, not a curated record. Lineage: Eukaryota; Metazoa; Arthropoda; Insecta; Hymenoptera; Formicidae.
CGUGCAGAACACCGUAGUCGCAAUCCGAACAUUCCCGAGUUAAUCUACAAGUUCCUCGUCGCAGAGGACCAGGCUGCUCGCGACGUCAAGCGCGUUCAAGCGGCAAAGUGUCGUAGCUGCGGCCGCCAGAGACCCCACAACGAGGUCGUAGAUUCCGCAAGUACCAACAAAGGCAUGGGCUACAGAGCACGCAGGGACGCCGGUAAAGUCUCAAAGUCACGUGGCAUCAAGCGACGUCCCACCUCGAGGGAUCUACCGAUUUCGUAUUUGCAAAAAUGCAUAGACGCCGAAGGUACGAGGAAGACGAGAAAAUACAUUAAGAAGGCGUUAAACUUCGCUGUCGAGUCCGGUUACCUUAUUCCCUCUGAUCCCACGUACAAGAUCCUACGUGUAUCGUCAGAUCUGAUGAAAAGCGAUUCACAGAAGAGUAAAAAUAGUACGAACGAUAAGGAACGCGAAACCCCGAAUAAGCUCGAAGAUCUCCAGGUGCAGGAACAAAGGAGGAGGCGAAGGGGGCGAACACGAUCGAGAAGCCCGCCAAGAAGACGCCGACGUAGAAGCAGGAGAGGAAGGAGGAGGAGGAGGAGGGGGGGGAGGAGAAGUAGAAGUAGGACUAGAAGUAGAUCGCGUAGCAGAGUUGGCAGAAGAAUUUCCAGCCCGCAGAAUCCCGAAGAGGUUGCUGAGGAUGGUGAGGCGGAUGAUUACGAGAUGAACGAGAACGAUCCAAAAGGUAGUAAUAUUCACACCAAUGGCGUAGACAGAGAGCCAAAGACUACGCGACCGAAGCAAGCUGACGAGGAACAAUCCAAAAAACCCGAGGAGAAUGAUUCGGAUUUAUCCGUCGACGAGGACGAAAGCGACGAUGAAGAAGGAAAGAAGAGAGUUGACACCACAGAGUCAUAGUUUUCCAAUAUCGAGCAAUUAAUUGCAAUUUGCAAUUUUUGUAGAAAAAAUACUUCUCUUUCGUUUGGCAUAAGGAUCGUCUAAUGUCUGUCUAAAAUAGAAAAUUGAUUUUCAUGUAGAAUCGAUCAAUUCGUUUACACUUUUUGAUAUCUGCUUACAGCUUGGAAUGU